UAUCCUCAUCACUGUAUCCAGAUCUAAGCGCACCUCCUAUCGACAUCGAGAUUUCACCGUAUCGACGACGUCACGCCGUGCCUGUAUUUUGUUGUGUCUACGCGACCAGCGACAUGCUCGCCCUUAUCACGUUUCCUGCAUUCCUGUGAGUGACUUUUUAUUCAUACUUAUUCUAUUGGUCAUUGCUACUCUGUACUCGUGUUUUUUUAACAAACGAAUUCUUGUCAUAAUUGUAUAAUUUUAUUAUUAUUAUUUUUCUUUUAUAUUCACAUUUUGUUACUCAUUUAAAAUGGCCGAAGGUCGUUCAACCAGCCCGAAACCCGAAAUCUCUGUCACAGACACAGAGGAAGAUACCCAGGGCCAAUUACAUCCAGGCCCCUCCACUAGAUCUAGUAAAAAGAAAGCGGCUGUAAUUCCCAAAUCCGAAAUUGAAUUAUCCACUUUGCUUAAAUUUAUAAAGCCAUUUGAUGGUUGUAGAGAAAAGUUAAAUUCAUUUUUAGUAAAUUGUAAUAAUGCUUAUGAAAUAGCCUCGGACACACAAAAAGAUAUUCUCUUUAAAUACAUACUCUGUCAGUUACAAGGCAAAGCAGAGACCGCCUGUUCCAUUAAAGAAUUUACUAAUUGGCAUCAGCUUAAAGAGUUCCUCAAAACGCAGUUCAGCGAGAGGAAACAUUACGCUCAUCUCCUCACCGAAUUACAGGAAUGCAAACAACAAGUCACUGAAACUGUCAGUCAGUAUGCUUUAAGAAUAGAGACUUGCUUAUCUCAUUUACUUACCGAAAUUUCCAUCUCACACGGCCAUAAAAGUAGAGAAAUGAUUGGACGUAGUGCCGCGAUGGAGGAAUUAGCCCUCCAUCAUUUCCAAAUGGGGCUAACGCCUCGAAUAUCUAAUUUUGUUAGGAGUAAAUCCGUUAAAACUUUAAACGAAGCAAUUAAUAUCGCAAUUUCUGAAGAAAGAAUCCAACAAUCUUUAUCUAAACACUCAGCCCCGUCUAGCAAUCAACAAUCUCGUCAGUUUAUACGUCGUAACCAAAAUCCAUCUUCAUUCAAAAACAAUCCUAUUACUCCUCGUCCUAAUAAUAAUAAUUCCAUCCUUGUCUGCCGAUAUUGCAAAAAUCCAGGUCAUACUAUAGAACAAUGCCGAAAAAGGGAAUUUAAUAAUAAUCGCUUCAAAAAUCCUGAUCAAAACUAUACAAGGCAACCCCGUGUUCAUUUCAUCUCCGAUGAAACUUCGGAAACUAACGAUGAUUUUCUUACCAAUCCUGAGGGCGGUUAUGACACCGUAGACUCUAAUCAAAAAAACGAGUAAACAUCUCGUCCCAGUGUCGUGCGGGAUUAUAUAAUUUUAAAACCGGCACUAUCAAUUAUAAUUCAUCUACUAAAUCCUCUGUAUCCACUGUAUCUAUGCAGCAACCCAAGGUUGAUCUGCCCAAAUCUACUAAAUCCUCUGUAUCCACUGUAUCUAUGCAGCAGCCCAAGGUUGAUCUGCCCAAAUCUACUAAAUCCUCUGUAUCCACUGUAUCUAUGCAGCAACCCAAGGUUGAUCUGCUUAAAUCUACUAAAUCCUCUGUAUCCACUGUAUCUAUGC
Messenger RNA from Plodia interpunctella (Indianmeal moth), 1588 nucleotides. RefSeq lists its product as uncharacterized. The record is from RefSeq and is a predicted model, not a curated record. NCBI's taxonomy places the organism in Eukaryota, Metazoa, Arthropoda, Insecta, Lepidoptera, Pyralidae. Bases 290 to 1309 code for a protein of 339 amino acids. The transcript has a single exon.